AUGGACGACACCCUCCGCGUCGGCGUCCCUGCCGCCGUCGCCUCCUACGGCGCGGCCGAGGCGUCGGAGCAUGGCGAUGAAGAGCACGCCAGCCCCGGCUGGAGGUUCUGGCGGCGCCGGCGCUACGUGGUGGCGUCCAUGGCCUUCUUGGGCUUCUUCAACGUGUACGCGCUGCGCGUCAACCUGAGCGUCGCCAUCGUGGCCAUGACGGCGGCCUCCAACGCCACCCUCGGCAACGGCACCACCGUGCAGGUUCCAGCCGAGUUCGACUGGGACUCCAAGACGCAGGGCCUCAUCCUCAGCUCCUUCUUCUACGGCUACCUGGUGACGCAGGUGCCGGGGGGCUGGCUGGCGGCGCGCGUGGGCGGCAGCCGCGUGUACGGCGUGGGUCUGGCGGCCACAGCCUUCCUCACCAUCCUCACCCCGCCGCUGGCCAGGGCGGGCACCGGCUGGCUCGUCGCCGUCAGGGUCGUCGAGGGCCUCUUCGAGGGGGUGACGUACCCCUGCAUCCACGCCGUGUGGGCGCGCUGGGCGCCCCCCGCCGAGCGCUCCCGCCUGGCCACCAUCGCCUUCUCGGGGAGCUACGCGGGCACCGUGGUGUCCCUGCCCCUGUGCGGCGUCAUCGCGGCGCGGCUGGGGUGGCCGGCCAUCUUCUACAUUUUCGGCGUUCUCGGUCUGGUGUGGUACGCCUUCUGGCUGUACAUCGUCAAGGAGAACCCAGCGGACGACCCCCACAUCUCGCGCGGCGAGCUCCGCUACCUCCAGAAGACCCUGGCGUCUGUUCCGGACGCGAAGAUGGCGAGCCAGCCAUGGGGCAGCUUCCUGACGUCGGCUCCGGUCUGGGCCAUCGUGGCGGCGCACUUCAGCGAGAACUGGGGGUUCUACACUCUGCUCACCCAGCUGCCCACCUUCAUGCGGGACGUGCUGCACGUCCAAAUCGAGCAGUCCGGGGUGCUGUCCGCGCUGCCGUACGUCUGCAUGUCCGUCAUCCUGCAGGCCGCGGGCCACUUCGCCGAUUGGCUGCGCGCCGGGAGGAUGUCCACGACGGCGGUGCGGAAGCUGUUCAACUGCGGCGCCUUCCUCAGCCAGACCGUGUUCAUGAUGGUGGCGGCCUACGCGACCUCCGCCUGGGCCAUCGUACUGUGCAUCACCGUCGCCGUGGGGCUCGGCGGUUUCGCGUGGUCCGCCUUCAGUGUCAACCACUUGGACAUCGCUCCUCAGUAUGCAAGCAUCCUCAUGGGAAUUUCAAACACUGUGGCAACUCUACCGGGUAUGAUAAGUCCCCACAUAACUGGUUACAUUGUUCAGGACAAGACACCAUCUCAGUGGAGGACCGUUUUCAUGAUAAGCAGUUCCAUUUACUUGGCAGGGGCCUUGAUCUAUGGCAUUUUUGCAUCUGGGGAACGCCAGCCUUGGGCAGAUGACACACCAAGUAAUAAGUCAACUUUCAACAAGAAACCCGGAACCCGCACUCGUGGCCACACCAACGAAGCUCUAGAGCUCGGCCAUGAUGACUGAAUAGGUUUAAGUAAAAGUCAAAUAGGUAAAAAAGCUUGUGUCAUAAUUAUUAUGAAAUUUUCCACUUUGUU
Thrips palmi is the source of this 1589-nucleotide messenger RNA. RefSeq names its product vesicular glutamate transporter 1 (gene MFS9). The transcript is spliced from 9 exons. NCBI's taxonomy places the organism in Eukaryota, Metazoa, Arthropoda, Insecta, Thysanoptera, Thripidae. Gene Ontology annotation, biological process: transmembrane transport; monoatomic anion transport. The record is from RefSeq and is a predicted model, not a curated record. Gene Ontology annotation, cellular component: plasma membrane. Gene Ontology annotation, molecular function: transmembrane transporter activity. Bases 1 to 1518 code for a protein of 505 amino acids.